CAAACCAAAAAAUUCAAAAAUUUCCAGCCAUCAUCAGCUUGCUUCGGUUUCUUGUGUGAAAUUCGCGCACGGUUUGCAUAAAUAGUUCAAGGAACAUCGGUUAACCUCCAGCAAGUUUCGUUCGAAAUAGUAACCACGGAAAAAGUGUUUUGAACUAUGAGUAAAUCGAUUCACGAGCAGCAACUGGUGAAGUUGUAUUUUGUUCUCAAGGAUGGUAAACAGGUGGAGGAUGCUACGGAGGACAUGCAAAUGGCUUAUUCGAUGGCCAGAGAUCACAGCGUUGAGGAGUUGAUAAGUUGGCUAGACGAGAGCGAAUGUUUGCGUAUACGGACCGAUCAACUUACUAAAAAACACGUAUUCGUGUUUGAAAAUUUUGCCGGCGAAGCAUUCGAGCACAUCCGGGCUGCCAAUGCGGUGUUAAUCGGGCCUCGUUGUCUUAUAAGUUGUUUCUUGGAUAAUGAAGCCAUUCCUCUGGGAAAGUAUCCUGUUAUGACUACUGCCAUGCGAAAUCUAAUGGUCUGUAGCUCUGGGUUAAAACCAGAAGAGAAAACAAAAAUCAGUCAAAUGGUGUUUUACAUGGGCGGAUGCUAUUUGGACAUACUUACGGCAGCUUGUACCCAUCUGGUUGCCUCAACGGUUAAAUCCGUCAAGUACGAGAAAGCUGGAGAGAUCAAGUUGAAGAUUAUGCAUCCGGACUGGGUAAAGGAUGUUUGGGAGCAAAGCCAGAAGAAGAUAAUAAAUGCCUCUGAUGCUGUCUUCAAUCGACAUCUUCUUCCGAUUUUCUAUUCGCUCACUAUUACCUCUACCGGGUUAAGUACAGCUAAGCGAAAUCAAAUUAAACAACUGAUUGAAGACAACGGGGGGAAAUAUUUGGGAGCUUUUAAAUCGGAAAUAACAGAUAUUUUGAUACUGGAGAAAAGUAGUGUUGGAACUCCAAAGUUUCAAGGCGCCGUUCGGUGCAAGAAAGAAUGCUUAACACCUUCGUGGGUGAUUGACAGCGUGGAAAAAGGAUACGCUCUUCCUGUGACUAAUUAUGAAGUUCGAAGUUUGAAGUCGUCCACACCGACCAAAGAUGAUCUCGGAAUGACUUCUAGCAGGGAUUUCAAUCCUGAUUGUACACAACUCUCCAUGAUAUCCCAUGUAAACAGUAGAAAUUUAACCAUCAAUGAGAGUCUACUGAGCGCGACGACCACUUCGCAAACUGGAGCUCGUUUAUCAGCGAUACCCAGUAGAGGAAGUUUAGCAGGAGGUAAAGAGUCGGAAACGCCGAAAUACAAAACGCUGCUCGAGGGACUGAAUCUCAAGCAAGUCAAAGCAGCUGGAUCAUUUCUGGACGGUUGUAAUAUUUACCUAAGUGGGUUCACCAGCGAAGAAAAGGACAAACUGAACAAAAUACUCAAUACUGGAGGAGCUACUCGUUACGACGAAAUCAGUGACGGCAUAAGUCACGUUAUUGUUGGUUCUUACGUACCAGCAGAUUUUCGUGAGAUGAAUGCAAUAAACGUAAAUCCUCAUGUAAUGACAUUCGAAUGGUUGGUGAAAUCUAUGGAACAGAAAUCUCCUUCUGCGGAGGAUGAUUUCAUGUUUGAGCCUCCGAAUUCGAAAAAUGUCCCCGAUAAAGUACCGGAACCGCCAUCCCCAGCAAGUAAAAAAAACCUCGAGUCGAUGAAUAGCACUUUUAAACGACCGGAAUUGCCUCCCAAGUUCCGCCUCAACGACGAACCGAAACCUGGACCGAGUCGCCAACAACAAACGAAUCGUUCGGAAGAUGACGUGCUUCAACAAUACAUGCAAAAAAAUACGUCCAUGCAACUGCCCCCAGCUGCGGCGUCAGAUUCUAAGAAGGCCGUCACUUCAGUCACACAAGAUUCAGAACUAGAAUCUCAAUUUACGGAAUUCAUGGAGGGUAAAACUUUAUUCAUUUACGGGUUUUCAGAAGACGAUGCUAUGCAGAUUGUAAGUGAUUGCGAAAAUUAUGGAGGUAUGAUAGUAGACGAAAACUACACGGACUUAGCUGACUAUAUUCUGCUACCGACUUGUAGUUUCGGUGAAAUUGAGUUCAGCGUAAAAGGUCGAGAGACAGUCAACUGCAUUUGGUUGGAAACAUCUAUUCAGGAUGAAACUUGUCAUCCCUUACAAUACUAUUUCGAGCCUAUUCUGUACGGAGAAAAUGACCCGAAGCCGCUGGAUGGAGAAGUUUUAGUGAUAAGCACUUACUCUGGGGCCGAACGCAAUUAUCUUAUUGCUUUGGGAGGCAUUCUGGGAGCAAACGUCGAGGAUAGAUUAGUACGCAAAGCAGCUCCGAUUGUGAUCUGCAAGGAACCUAGUGGAGCGAAAUAUGACGCUGCCAUCAAAUGGGAUCUAACAGUAGUAAAUGCCGAUUGGCUGCGUGAAUGUCUGAAACAAAAGCGUCGUGUUAACGAAGAACUGUUCUUAGUGGGUAAAUCUAUUUGCUCACCUAAAAAUGUCACCGAAGUUUCAGAAGUGAGCAACCGUUUGUCUGAUUUGCCAGAAUUUCCUAGAAAUGCUUGUUUACCGACCACCUCUACAGACGACGUAGACAUCGAUUCAGUAAUGAUGGGUCCACCUGUAGGUGGUGAACCUUCAUCUAUUACUGCCUCGAAACGUUCGUCCGUCGAUCUGCCUAAGGAGAACAAGCCGGAUAACUAUAAAUAUAUCUCCGUGGAAAAAACAAAAGACGCUUCCGAAGUAGAGUACGAAUUCAAACGCCUGUCUUCUCCAGAGCUUCGAAAAAUCUCAUACGAAGAACGUCAGGUUUAUUCACAGGAACUCCAUCAGUACGAAGACCUUAUCCAAUCGCAAAGAGAUCAACGAAAGCCUUUUGAUCCGGGUCAUGCAGUGGAUUCACCAUUUGUUUUGAAACACCGUCGUCUAUCAACUCUUUCGGGAGUAAAUUCACCUGUGACUCCAAAUUCCACGACCGGUGCAUCGGAGUAUGAACAACUUAGUGUUACUCAACGGGUUAUGGAAUUUGAAACUCCUAUUCGAGAUACACUGUACAAAGUGCUUAAGGAAGCCGAAGAAGCGGAGAAAAAGAUUACGCCGAGGACGCGAAGAAUGAAUGAAUUACUGGCCACACCAAGCACAGGACAAGAUGGUCACGUCAAAACACCCACUCUUCCCGAUUGUAUGACCAAACCCGUGACACCAUAUGGAUUCCGACCGGAUGCCAGCCCCGAGAAUCAUCUUUACCAUAAAAGAAAAUUGCAAUUCUGGGAUCAGUUCUAUCGUCCAAAACAAAACACGGAUCGAAGAAAAAGUACUCCUCUUAGUGAGAUCAAACGCCGAUUUUGGCGUGAGAACCUGGGAGAUGAAUACGUAGACUACGUAGAGUCCAAAUUUGCUUCAACCCAAUUUCAACCUUAUGACGAACCUGUCGAGGGAGAUCAAAAGAAUCAAUCGAAAGAACAGGAAGACCUUUGUCAACCGAGCACUUCACGAGCAGGAACUUCUAGGGGAAGAGAUGUGUCCAAAGAACUGGCACCAGAUGCCGAUGAGAGCGGAAAUGAUAGCAGGAAAUCUACCGGAAGCAAUGUUAGCGAGAAACGGCCUCGUGAAGACGAUGAUGACGACGAGGAUUGUGCUUUUGAUGGAGAUGCUGUUCCAGAACCAGCACCGAAACGAUUGAACAUAGCGGAAAUGGAUAAUUUGAAACGAUUGAGCGAUUUAAUUAACACAAACAAAAACUCCGCCAAAAAGACGAGAAAGUUUCGCGAUGAAAGCAAAGAAACACAAUAUUCAGAACUGCCUCGUUUCGAUUCAGAGAUGGUGGGCGAAGAUGCUCCAGGCGUAGGCUGGCGGGAUCCAACCGAGUUUGAUUGUGAAAGACGCCAGGGCGAUGGAACUGAAGGUGCACCGGCAGUAGGUCGCAAAAAGGAUCAAAUGAGCUAUCGAGGAACUCCGGUGUUCGCUUUGUCCGGUGUGAACGAAGACUUACGUAUGGAGCUGUCGAAAAAAAUUCAAGAACUGGGCGGAGAGCUUUCCACAAAGCCCAAUGAAUACGAUCCGAUAUGUACUCAUAUACUUUGUGGAAAGCCAAACCGUGGUGAGAAAAUACUAUCAGGAAUCGCUGCCGGCAAGUGGUUACUUUGUACAAAGUACAUCGAUGAUAGCUGCAGCAAUGGAUACUUUUUGAAUGAAGAGGAUUACGAAUGGGGUAACCCUAAGGCACAAGACUUACCCGCUUUAGAAGGUUCGGAGAAGCUAGUGUCGAAGGCAGCUUACAAUUGGCGUAUAAAAAUUGCCCGAGAAACCUGCAAACAUGAUGGAGUGUUCACCGGGUUCCGUGUACUGCUGUUGGCUCCUAAAAAAGAACAAUUUAUUCGUUUAUUAAAAUCGGGCGGUGGUUUCGUGAUUGACGUUGAGCCUCCCUUCGUAGAUUCGGAACAUGCCAUGACGGCAACCCAUUGUUUUGUCGAUGUCAAAAAAGUCAAAAUAAGCUCUAGAGAUCACAAAGCAUUAGCCGAGGCGGGAAUCGCGGUCAUGUCAAUCAUGUACCUCAAUGCCUACCUUACGUCAGAGACUUUGCCGGAUCCGGGAAAAUACCGGCUUGCAGUUUAGUGAGCGGAUCAUCGUUGUUAUCGAGGGUAUGAUUUAAAUGUUAUUUUUAAGUUAGAGGUAUUGUUUCUGAGAAAAAAAUUGUACAUAUUUCUUAGUUAACAA
Molecule: messenger RNA, 4683 nt
Organism: Uranotaenia lowii
Lineage: Eukaryota; Metazoa; Arthropoda; Insecta; Diptera; Culicidae
Gene: mus101
Product: DNA topoisomerase 2-binding protein 1-A
Biological process (GO): mitotic G2 DNA damage checkpoint signaling; DNA replication initiation; mitotic DNA replication checkpoint signaling
Source: RefSeq, a predicted model, not a curated record